Molecule: messenger RNA, 570 nt
Organism: Mesorhabditis spiculigera
Lineage: Eukaryota; Metazoa; Nematoda; Chromadorea; Rhabditida; Rhabditidae
Source: the annotation of a GenBank genome assembly
AUGCGAUUUGAAUGGCUGCUGGCAGUUAUUUGCUCGGUAUUUGGUGCCAUUUCUGAGCCGAGAAGGCAUCGAACACGACAUAUCCAUAAACCUCAUCAAAUGCAAUGCCGCGAACCCGAUGACUUGAAAGAACAAAUGUCGGCGUGGUUGCGGGAGUCGUUGAUGGAGGGCAGUGUUCGAGAAGAGAUCUCGGAUGAAGACUGGAGUCCUCCACAAGAUCAGGAUCCGAUCUGUCAGGGAAUGCCCGAUACAUCCACUGACUCUUCCGUCAUGCAAAGAUCCUUGUGUCCGUGGCAAUGGCGGGUGAACUACGAUGAAGCGCGCGAGCCAAAGAUCAUCUCCGAGGCCCACUGCAUAUGCCGGAGGAGUCGCGGCGGGUCGGUGGCCUUCUGCCUGCCGAUCAAACGCGAAGUGCCCAUUCUGAAGCGGACCAACUGUGAUCCGGCCACCGGCAGAUGGGAAUAUGUCCGCUCUACCGUUCCGGUGACAAUCGGUUGCCACUCGGUGCUCCCGCGAUCGGCACGAGCCACCCCGUUGAGUGCCCAUUACCGGACACCGUCAAACCCGAAC